Molecule: messenger RNA, 321 nt
Organism: Caenorhabditis briggsae
Lineage: Eukaryota; Metazoa; Nematoda; Chromadorea; Rhabditida; Rhabditidae
Exons: 2
Coding region: 1-321 (106 amino acids)
Source: RefSeq, a predicted model, not a curated record
AUGGCCCGUGAUCUUGUCACAAAGUUAAUGCCGUCAGCUAUUCCCUCCACUACUCAACCCACCUCAUCGCAGAAGUCAAAUCUAAUUGCAAAGUUAUAUCAUGCGGUCAGUGACCAAGCGAACUCAACAUCCACUUCUUCGGAAAUCUCAAGAUAUCUCUCCGAGUACUACGAUCCUUCAACGAACGAAUCGGUUGAGGAGUAUUGGAAAAGAAAAAGAUUCGAAUACCCCGGACUGUACUCAGCAGCACUUUUCGUUUUUUCGAUUGUUCCCAGUGAAGCCAUGUGUGAGACUACGUCAGCACUGCGUCGUUUUUGUUAG